Molecule: messenger RNA, 297 nt
Organism: Oldenlandia corymbosa var. corymbosa
Lineage: Eukaryota; Viridiplantae; Streptophyta; Magnoliopsida; Gentianales; Rubiaceae
Source: the annotation of a GenBank genome assembly
AUGACGAAGGAGACGCAGGUCAAGACGCUUUACUCCAAGCUCUACCACAAGUACAGUAAGUUGAAGAAAGAGAAAGAUUCAAUAUUGGAGAAAUUGAACGAAGAGCAAGAAAGGAAGUUUGUGGAAUGUGUUAAAGCUUCGGAUGAAUUGAUAGACUUAUUGAGAAGUGAAAAUGAUAUACUCCGCAAAGAAGUGAAUGAGUUAAGAAGAGACAUGUCAACCAUCAGGCAUAACUACAAAAGACCAGGCAUGCAUCCAGUAUCAAACACUUUUGAUGGAAGAAAAUCAAAAGAGUAA